AUGGCUGCUUGUCUACUGUCUUCGGUGUGGACCCUCUCUCUGAUAGUCUGCAGUCCUCCUUGGUUUGUUCCAGGUUGGGGCUUAUUCGUUGAUCACCAGAAGGACCUCUCUGGAAACUCGACCUCAACAAUCAGUCGUGACGACAGCUUCGUGUGCGGCUACUCUCCCUCAGUUCCAUAUCGAAUCUAUAGCGCUCUUGGAAGUUUUUAUAUUCCAUUACUGGUCAUGUUAUCCGUUUACUUUAAAAUCUUUCGAGUAGCAUCAGAAAGGGAAGCUCUCAUGCGGCAGUCUAUCGGAACAUGUAGGCUAAGUAAUCGGAUAGUCAAAACUCAACAUAAUCGAAAUAACCUAAGAACUGCUAGCGCUCCGCAUUCUCGGACAAAGGUACAGAUGAAUAACUCCGGCAGGAUCAAUUACUCAGUACGUCCUAUGGAAUAUGCCAGGCGGCAUGAGACGGCGAACCGGCAAGAGUCACGUUCAACAGAAUGUGAUGAAUCACCGCAGAAUAGCGUUGAGGCCUAUGAACACUAUCAAAUUAACGGACCUGGUAAGGUUGUUCGCGGCUCCAAGGAAAAAAUGGUGUAUUUAAGGGAACGAAAAGCUCUAAAAACCAUUGGCAUUGUUGUUAUGGGUUUCAUUAUAUGUUGGAUGCCAUUUUUCGUCAUGUAUCUCAUAGAAGUCUUUGCUACGUCACUGAGCGCCUCACGAGCUUUCAAAAUGAUUGGCGAAUUCUUCCUAUGGUUAGGCUACUCAAAUUCUGUGAGUUUAGGUUAA
Strongylus vulgaris is the source of this 774-nucleotide messenger RNA. The record is from the annotation of a GenBank genome assembly. NCBI's taxonomy places the organism in Eukaryota, Metazoa, Nematoda, Chromadorea, Rhabditida, Strongylidae.